This is a messenger RNA of Rosa rugosa (rugosa rose), 2020 nucleotides long. RefSeq names its product protein DEHYDRATION-INDUCED 19-like. The transcript is spliced from 7 exons. NCBI's taxonomy places the organism in Eukaryota, Viridiplantae, Streptophyta, Magnoliopsida, Rosales, Rosaceae. The record is from RefSeq and is a predicted model, not a curated record. Bases 535 to 1170 code for a protein of 211 amino acids.
AAUUGCGCCCGACCCCAAAACUGAAACACAAACCCUAAGUUCAGUCUUGACCUCCAUUCUCAACCCAGACUCGAGCUCCUCCUCCUCCUCCUCCUCCUCACCAUCACAAUCCUCCCUCCUCCAUUCUCAGGCGGAAUCUGAAGUGCCGAGAUCCCGACCUCGAUCUAAAAUUGAAGUAACAGCUCUGAAUCCUGAGCCCGGCCUCGAUCUGAGCUCCCUCUCCACCUUGCUCAACAGCUCGCUCUGGUCUUCUCCGCCCUCUGCUCCUCAACCCGUCGAUUCAAUUUCCGAUCACGAAGACAACGGCUUACCAGAGGCUAGAAUUUGGGGUCGCUAACGGUCGCCGUCAAACCCUUGCCAUCCGAUUUGGUCAAAAAGCUUCUCUUCCAGCACCUGAAGGGCGUCGACGACUGUAAUGAUAACAGCAUACUCACCGAAACCUAGACCUAAGAAUCUGCUGCUUGACCAGAAACAACAGAGCCUCAAGAUUGGCGAUGGGAUCAGUCAGUCUUUCGCUUUCUUUUGCGAGUUUUUAUGCCGUACAUGGUCACUCUCUGUUACCAGGUGUUGGAGAUUUUGCUUGGGUCCACAGAUUACUCGACUUGGCGGACAUUUGGACCCUCGGCUGCAUCUUCGCUGAGAUGGUCAUCGGGGAUGUACUGUUUGUUGGAAGUACUAAGAUUCUCCCAGGUUUGUCCGAUUUGCUCAAUUAAAGUUACACGGGACAUGUUAAGUCAUAUUACACUGCAACAUGGGCACUUGUUCAAGUUGCAGAGACGUCGCAGGUUACGUAGGGUUGCUGUUCCUAAUAGUCAAGCACUGUCUCUCCUUGGCCAGGAUCUUCGUGAGGCUCAUCUCCAGGUGCUUUUAGGGAGUGGGGGAUAUCGAUCAGAGAAUGCUAAUGUCACUAAUGCAGCUACUGAUCCAUUCCUGUCAUCACUUAUUUUGAAUUUCCCUGCAUCAGGAGCAGAUGAAAUUUCAAAAUCUGUGGUAACAACUGCUGAGGACACUCCUGCAAAGAAGGUGGCGCCAUCACAUAUUUGGAAAUCAAGACAGCAUAUCGACCUUGGCUCUAUAGACUGGAGUAGACACUGCCAAACUUUUGUUUGGAUAGGUGAGGAGUUCAAACAUCUUCAAGGUACAAGUGCUAAUCCCCAAGGUGGUGCCUAGUCAAUGCUUGAACAGUUUAUUGACUAUGGGUGCAUCUUCAAUACACUGCUCCAGUUUCUCAAGAACGCCAACCAGAUCCCUGGGCUGACAAGUCGUUGCUUCAUACUGCAACUCAAACUGGAGGUGGCACUAAUUAUCCUCUCACAGCUACACGGGAAUCUUUGUUUCUCAGCCGUGAGUCGCAAUUGGAAUCACAACUCCCAUCCUCUGGACUUUCCAUUUAUGGACAAGAGGCUUCUCUUUCUUCAAUACAUUCUUCAGGACUUGGCCGUCCUGGUGCUCCUAUUGUUACUCAGAUUACGCAAACAAUGCAAAUUCCUCUGUCUUAUGCUGAGGACAUUAUUGGGGUUGAAGGAAGGAGUAUUGAAUUUAUUCGUCGUAGUAGUGGAGCCUUGUUAACUGUACAAGAGAGCAGGGGACUACCUGAUGAAAUUACAGUGGAAAUAAAAGGCACCUCAUCACAGGUUCAGGCGGCUCAACAACUGAUUCAGGGCCUUGGAUUACAAGUUGUGAAAUAUUUGGCUGCCAAAUAUGAAGAGCUAGGGUGUGAAGUGAAAUGGAUGGGCAAGCCUGAUAAGGUGAUCUAGUCACAUUGGUCUGGUUACCGCUGUUAACUUCACUUCAUGUGAACCUUUAGCUUAAUACAUAUUUCUCUUGCACUUGACUACCAAGAUGAAUUUUGAGCAAGGCUAGUUUUUGCUUUGAAGCAAAGUUUGGUGUUGAAAUUUUGUAGAUUGUUGCUCAUAUGUUUCUAGGCUAGCAGCCUUUGUAGGUCUUGUGGUUUUCUUUUGUGACAUAUGUUCAAUCAUGAAUUUGGAAAGAAAAUUAAUGGAAAGCCCCAAUUUUUGGA